CUGACCUUAUGUCUGCUUUUGCUAGUAAACAAGAAUUGUAUGAAGAUCUUUGACAUCAAUGAGGGACAAGCCUACUACGGAACGUCAAAGUAACGUCAUAGAGGAUGUGUAACAAAUUCGCAAAUUUUGCAGAACACCUUAGCAUUAUUAUACGCAGAGAACCAAAGAUUGAAGUUCGGCACUGGUAUAGAAAAAUGAUUACACCAACAUUGGAGAAUAUCCCGGAAGACAAUGAAUUGAAGCUUAGCAUGCCGGCCUACAGAGACAAUGAUUUUACUGAUUUCGACGCUGAUAUAGAGCCAAUCGAAGACGCGUCACCUUUGUCCUACUUAGGCGUAGCGUACGAGGAGCGCGUCCCUAAUGUCUCAACAGACGACCCUACACAGAGACAAUGUUCCUUUACCAGCAGUUCCUCGACUACAACUUCAGCGAAGCUUACGUCAUCCCUUGCACCAAAACCGACUGAGUGUGAAGACCGUCCCGCGUUCACAAUAUUCAUAGAUCCGAUCACCUCGGACGGCAAGGAUUCAAAAUUCAGGGCAGCAGGAAAAUUGCAGGGCGACUCAAUUGCGAAUAAGCCCCAAAGACACUUCAAGUUGUUUAACCUAACGGCCAGCAAGAAAAUCGCGAAGGAGAACCGCGUGAGCGACUCCGCUAUCCGCGACGAAAGCAGUAGUGCGGUAACUAAAGGUCGCGAUGGAAUCGCCGUUGCAAAGGGUCCUCUUCAGCUUUCACAAACAUUACAGUCACUGCUGUCAGAAGCACAGUAGGUCCCGCAGCUUUUGAGAGGUCAGAAAAAAAUGCUAAAGUAAAUAAUUAUGCAUUGUCCGUCACCUUCUUGAUAAUAUGCCACCUAAAGCUAACCUGGUUAAGUUGACUCAUAAUCUAUCCUAGCUUAUUAUUUGCUUCCAUACAAAGUAAAGAUACGCGUAUAUGGAUUAGCGGUACACUGUCUUAUUGAUUUUAGCACUUAUAACGCUGCAUUUAUUUCGACCCAUAUAGAAAAAACGACGUAAGCAGAGAAAUUUCCACUAAUUUAUUUAUUCAUUCCAAUCAUCCGCCUGGCUUCUUCUAGAAUAUGCACAACAAAGCCGGGCGAAUCGCACCUCUGAAACACAAGUUAUUUCGUUCAUAUUGACUACAUUAGUUACAAAAAGGCAGACAACUUCUUGCAUUUAAACAACAUCCGCAUAUAAUCAACUUUGGUACAAAAUGCGAAUCGAAAAAAGUCAUAUAAAUAUAUAGGUGCACGGUGCAAAUGCGCACCUUAUUGUAUUGGAAUAGGCAAAGAGGAACCUGUAUCAGUGGGCCAUUUCAUGUUUUUUGACCUUGUUCACAGCUCUUCAAUCUAUCGUCAGGUGCAUUUUGCCUAACGAAUACUAUUAGCCGUUACUUAAGUGUCCUUGUGUAGAGAGAUAACUCAUUUAUUGUUCCUGGUACAUUCGUGCAGAUUUCAGAUAGAGUCACCUGGCUAUUUCGGAAACAAUUUUAAGCUGAUAGUUACCCAAUGUAUGUCACAUUCAAAUGCAGAACUUUAAAUUGCAGCAUUAUCGUACACGUAAAUUUACUUAACUUCGUCUGAAGUUGAGCUAGAACGAGUGCGAAGCUUACAUGUGUAAAAUAAAUCUAAUUAAGUUUAGAACGAAAUAAGUUAGUGAUUUAAAUUUGUCGGUACAACGUUGCUGUCUCGACAAAUACCGAGUACGUUUUAGCUAUUGUUGAUUAUUUGUUCAGAUGAAUAUAGAUCUUUUUCAUUGGUAUAAUGUUUGUUAUUUUUUUUCUAAUCAGUACACGCAUUAAGAUAACUAGAGUUUUGAACGUAUUUUCGCAAUCGGUGCACCAAAUCAUUGAAAAUUGAUAAGAAAAACGAUAACAAAAAUAAUAAAGAAAUUACGAUUCUUAUAAUCGGGUGUAUGAAUGUAUUCUAAUAAAAAAAAAUCAUAAGUACAGCUUGUACGGAGAAAAUCAGUAAAUUAUAAUG
Molecule: messenger RNA, 1981 nt
Organism: Varroa destructor (honeybee mite)
Lineage: Eukaryota; Metazoa; Arthropoda; Arachnida; Mesostigmata; Varroidae
Source: RefSeq, a predicted model, not a curated record